Messenger RNA from Gossypium raimondii (Peruvian cotton), 2500 nucleotides. RefSeq lists its product as uncharacterized. Lineage: Eukaryota; Viridiplantae; Streptophyta; Magnoliopsida; Malvales; Malvaceae. Bases 359 to 2257 code for a protein of 632 amino acids. The transcript is spliced from 2 exons. The record is from RefSeq and is a predicted model, not a curated record.
AACUGUAAACUCUUAGGUCUGAAAGUUAAAAGGCAACGGAUCUUUGACAGCUCUUCCACUCUUUUGAAUCCGAAUGUUGAAGGAGAAUUCUAAAGUACAGCUAAGACAUGAUAUGAAUUUUUAACCUUUUGUCUUCCAAAUUGAGGUUUUAAGCAGUUUUAGCGUGUAAAGCAAUUACUUGCUGGAAUAGCUGCUCUUUACUGAAUAUGCUUGGAAAAAAUGCUGGGUUUAAAGUGAUUAUCUUAUGAGAUCUCUUGACAGAUUUUGAUUGAUUUCAUCUUUGCAACUGGAAUUGUUGUCUUUUAUCUCGUUUUCUAAGAGACAUCCAGGAUUUGGUAGAUUUCAUACUAGGGUCGGAAUGGAUUUACAUUUGAAGAAUCUGUUUGAUAGAUUCCAGGAGCAAUUUGGUUCUGGUCCUGGUCUCGGUCCUGGAUCCGGGACGUGCCUUAUGAAGGUAGAAGGCAUUUCUUCUAACUUUAUAAAGCUCUUAUUUAAAGCCUCUGCUGCCUUAUAUAGAACUGAACCUUGGAGAAGAUUGCGCCCAGGGCAUUUGUUUGGUGUCCGAGUCGGGAAAGAUUCGGAUUGGUCAGGCAAAAAACAGCCUUUUCCGUGUUCCCAGUUCAUUGGAGGAGAUGGUGGGGAUAUUGGGUUUUAUAUGUUUAGAUCUGAAAAUGAUGCUAAGAAGAUGACAGGCUCAAGGGAGACAAUUCGAGUUCCAAAUGUUGAGCUUUUGAGGGUCACAUACGAGCUUGAGACAUUAAUGUUUCCUUCCAACCGCAAAAUGAUCAAGUCAUUGUCAUUGGAAGCAUCUGGGAACGAUCGGUUUCCUGUUAUUGAUGUCACACGCUGCACAUCUUCUGGUGAGCUUCAAUUUAGGAAUCCUACCCUGGAAGAACUGAAGUUUGUCUAUGCUUUCAUGAGAGCCAUUUCCUUGGUGCACCCAUUGCUUCAGGCGGAUAAAGAAGGUGGUUCAAACUGGACAAAGUUGAUAAGUUUUGGCCCCUUUAUCGAGACAGUUGACAUUCAGUGGCCUCCAGAAAUGGCUAGAGGUCAUGAGCUUGUUGCUGUUACAAUCUCACAUCCACCUGGUCAGGCAUAUGAAGAAAAGAUAAGUUCAACCGCCAGCUCAACACCAACCAAGUAUGCAGAGCCUCCAGAUGAGGUCACCUUCAUGGAUAUUAGAGUAAACUCAAAUUCAAGCUCAAGGCAUUGUGCAAUGUGUGAGAAAGAAGUUAAUGGAGAUCAAUCUCUCUGCUGUGGGCGAUGUCGAGCAGUGGUCUACUGCACUUCUCUCUGCCAAAAGCAGCACUGGAAGGAGUCACAUAAAAGCAUGUGCGGUCUGUACAAAGCUAUGAUGGAAAGGGAAGAAGAGCUUGUAAUGAAAAUCUUCAUGUUCCCUUGCUCUGCUGCCCAACCUUGUAAAUGGCUUGAAUCAUUGGGAAUCCAUCAGAAAGGGAUGUGGAGAAGGAAGUGCAGUUGCUACUCUCACUGCCCUUUUGGUCUCCUUCCAGUUAAAGGUGGGUUAUGGGAUUCCUGGGGUGGGCUAGAUGAUGAAGAAUACCCUGGUGAUUUGCCCUUCCACAACCAACUACGAGAUGGGAUCUCUAGCCCUAUCCUUCUUUCUGGUUGGUCCGAGUACUAUAACCUUCGGUCCCUGCCAUUGUCGAGCCCUGUUGCUGAUAUUCUUUCCCACCCUUUGACUGUUUAUCAUAUAUUGACGGCUCUCAGUAUCAAUACAAAGAAUCUUUUACUAAAGGGAAAGGAGGUGAUUCUUCACUACCUGGGGCCUGAAGGGGAGAUGGAUUGGAUGCCUGCAUUUUCUGAAAUCAGUCACUUGUUAAACGGGUUGGGUAAUAUACAAAUCAUUAUGGUAGGACCUGAAGUUCCGACAAACUUGUCAGGUACCACAUCAGGAAUUAGUAGCAGAGUUAGGGUGAAUCUAGUAAGGGGUGUUUAUCAGGAAGAAGCCACCUACUUGCCUUCCCCCCAUGUUAUAGUUGCUCUGAACUGUGCAUUGGAUAGGUAUUCCAGCUGGGGUGGUGCUCUUGAUCUGAUUAAAGCCAUCGGCGUCCCUGCUUUCUUCACUGAGCAAUCUGAAAUUUUGUGUGCAAAUGCUAAACAGGUUCUACGUGGUGCUGGACUACAUAUUACCCACCCAGUGACACCUAAUCCCUUCCGUUCCCCAGUUAAGAAUCACGAUUCUUCCACCAAUCUUCCUUCUUACAGCAAUGGAUUUGUGCUGGGGGUAAAUGCAUGACUCAAGUUUCAGGCAUCACUGGACACCGGAACCUAAGUUUUUUCAUGAUUUUAUUUUAGAAGUAGAUGUUGAAUGUUGUUAACUGCUUUAUUACCUACUGAUAAGAUAUUGGCUGAGAGACAAUCUGGGAAUGAAAUUCUUACUGCAAGAUAGGCUGUUUCCCUUAUUGAGUUGAAUACAAUGAUGUAAACUUUAUUAUUUUUCUAUCACUUCUGAUUAAUAAAAACAAUGGCUGCGAACGAA